Molecule: messenger RNA, 7026 nt
Organism: Plasmodium malariae
Lineage: Eukaryota; Apicomplexa; Aconoidasida; Haemosporida; Plasmodiidae
Product: conserved Plasmodium protein, unknown function
Exons: 3
Coding region: 1-7026 (2341 amino acids)
Source: RefSeq, a predicted model, not a curated record
AUGAAAAAUGAAAAAACUUGUAGUAAUAAAGGUGUACUUAAAAAGAGGAAAAAAAUAAAGGAAGAGUUUGUUGAAAUAAUUAUUUAUAACAUUUUGUCCUUAAUAAUUGUUAAUUCCGAAUUAAAUAAAAAGCAUUUUAAUAAUAAAAUUAUAGAUACCAUUGUUGUAAAAAAUAUUAAUUUUAUUUUAAACAACCUUUCUAUGUUAUCUUUUGGGAACAUUCAAAAAUUAUUAUUUAUCAUUGAUUUAAUAUUGAAUGAUGAAGGUAUAUAUUAUAAAUUCAACAAAUUUGGCACAAGGGAAAAUAUACAAAGUAUUAAUAAUAACAAUAUCUGCAGCACUAGCGCUACUACUACAAAACUUAAAAAUGGGAAGUUAACAAAAAAGGACACACAAGGACAUGUAAAUGAAACUACUACUAUAAAUUUUAUGGAUACAUAUAGCAUAAAUAAUUACAUUAAGGAUAUUUUUAUUUAUGUAGAAGAUAGAAAUGUUUAUUUAAGCAUAUUUCAUUUUAAUUAUAUAUUUAAAAAUAAUGAAGAUUAUCAAAAGUCUUUUUUAAAAAGAUAUGAGAACUAUUCUUUUAGAGAAUUUUUCACGGAUAUAAUGAAAAUACGUAAAAGAACAAAUAUGGAUAGGUACUUACUAUACAUUAAAAAAAAAAAUUAUAUACAUUUGUAUGAAUCGUUAGUAAAAUAUCAUAAAGAUAAUUUUAAUUUAUUAGGUAAGGCACAUAAAGAUGAUGAACUGUCAUCUUCAUUAAGUGAUUACACAAGCUCAUCAUCAGUGAAUAAUGGCACUGCUACGGCUACUACUACUGCUACUACUACUGCUGCUACUACUGCUACUACUACUGCUGCUACUACUGCUGCUACUACUGCUACUACUACUGCUACUACUACUGCUACUACUACUGCUGCUACUACUACUGCUACUACUGCUGCUACUACUGCUACUGCUGCUGCUACUUCUACUACUGCUGCUACUACUGCUACUGCUGCUGCUACUACUACUGCUACUUCUACAGCUACUGUUACUUUCGCUGCCGCUCGUACUACUACGAUACACGAAACUAAAGUAAAUAAUGAGAUACGCUCGUUUAAACUAACCAGAACUGGAAAGGACGUAAAUUUUAAAAAUGAAGAUAAUUAUAAAAACAAAAGGGAAAGUACAACGAAAAGCAUGGAUGAAUAUAUUGAGUAUAAUAUUAUAACAAAAGAGAAAAUUAAAAAAUUAUAUAUAUAUAAAAGAAAAAAAUGGAGUUUAAUAAUGAAUAAUAAUUUUAUUAAUAAGCAAUGUUAUGUGCCUGUAAACUUAUUUCCUAAUAGCAAUAUACACAUAGCUAAUAUAAAAUUUCAAACAUUAUCAGCUAGUAUACUUAUAAAAGUACAUAUAUUAUUCCUAUAUACAAAUAUUAUAAUAUUCUUUAAUUUAUUUAAUUCUUCUCUCUACCUAUGGGUAUACAAAUUCAUAUCUUUUCUUUUAAAUGUUCUUAAUAAUUUUAAUCAGAAAUGUUACUACUAUUUAGAUAACUCACAAAUCAUAUCUCAUUUUAAUAUUGAAAAUUUACUUAUAUUAAAUAAGAAUACAUGGCAGCAUAAGUUCAUAACAAAGGUUAAUAAUUUAAAUACUGAAAGAACCUACAUUUUAAAAAAGUUCUUUGAGAAAUAUAGAAAACAAGAUAUUAAAAUAAAUAUUAAUUUUCCUUAUUCCAGUUGUGGCAACAUAGAAAUUUAUGAUAAGCGCAAAAAUGCAAAUACAGAAAAAUUAUAUUUUCAUCACUUUGUUUCUAUGCAAAUUUUGAAAUAUUAUUCCAUUUGGUCCUUACUAGAAAUUGAAAAUUUUUAUAAAGGUAUUUUAUCAUGUUUGCUAGGAAAUAUGUAUAAUCAAACAGUCACUAACAUAUGCAAAUAUCAAAGAAAAGGGAACCAUUAUGAUGUUUUUUUAACAAAUAAGAACAAUGUGGAAUUUAGAAAUAGGGAACAAUUUGAAAAUAACAACAUCGAUUUAUAUCUUUUAAUUAAUGAAAUGAAAAAGAUGCUUAGUAGUAAUAGCAGUGAAGAUAUAGUAGUGAAAUCUUUGACUUACCUUUAUUUUUUUAUUUUGUUUAAUUACGUAAAUAUUUUGAUAGAACAUUCUACCACUGAUAAUUGCAAUAUGAAGAAUGACACUACUUCACCUACCCUUAGUCAAACGAAUGGAAAUAAUAAAGAUCAUAAUACAUAUAAUAACCAUGCGUUUUAUACAAGCAAUCAUUCAGACGGAAAAACAGAAGUAAAGAAUGGCAACGAUAUAGUUAAUAUAACAAAUGAUAUUAAUUUCUUUGUAAGUGAAAAUAAUGUAAGGCUAGAACUGCAGGAAUUUCGAACAAGUACAUUUAUAAUAGAAAGAAUUAAAAAAAAUUAUUAUUUCAAGGGGAGUUUAAUUACCAUGCCUUUCUAUGUAAAUAUGAACUUAUCUCAUUUUUUGUUUCAAGUUGAUGACACAAAAAGUAAUAAUUGGGAUAGCUCGUACAGAAUUAAUGGUGUAGCGAAUGGUGUAGCGAAUGGUGUAGCGAAUGGUGUAGCGAAUGGUGUAUCGAAUGGUGUAGCGAAUGGUGUAUCGAAUGGUGUAGCGAAUGGUUUAGGGAAUGAUAUAACAAAUGGCAUGACAAAUAGCAUAACAGAUGACAUAACAAAUGGCAUAGCUGGUAACGAAGCAUAUGGCGAAUUAAACGAUGACCCUGUUAAUAAUAGCAAAAAGGAAAAGGGAAAAAGAUUCUCACACAUAACAGCAAAUUUCAAAAAAUUAAUACAAAACAAUAUACAAAAUGCCUUAAGUAACAAUGUCGAGCUAAUUUUUCAUUUUAGUUCCUACCUAACAUUUUUUGUAGAUGAUUUCGUUGAUAUAUUAAAAAAGUAUAAUUAUUUUUUGUAUGCAUAUAACAGUUACCAUUUUGCUAUAAGUUUAAAAUGUGUGUACCUCUUAUAUGAAAAUCUCAGAGAGGAUCUUAUCAACGAAAUAUAUGAUAAAGUAAUAUUCGUUAUUAAAAAUAAUUGUUACAUUGAUAUUAGUAAAAUAAUCAUAAUAUAUAUUUUUACAUUUUUUUUAAAUAAGAAAUAUGUUGUGAAAUUAUGUGAAAAGGAUAUAAGUGCAUUUUUCCCCAAUAUUUCUGAUUCCAAAGAUUUAGCACUUGUUAAAUAUUAUUUCAUUUUAAAAUUUAUACAUCAUAAAAAUAUUACGAUAAGAUUAUUAGAUAUAUAUAAUAACUUAUUCAAAUAUUAUAACUAUGAAAUAGUGCAGUGUUCAGGCGAAUGCAUGUACACAUUCAGUAGACGUUACCAUAAUAGUAUAGUAAUAAAUAGGGGGAAAAAAAAAAAUGCUAUCGAUAAUUCAGGUAAUAAUAAAAGUGGGGCCAUAAAAGGAAUUUUUCAUAAUGAAGAAUAUUCUAUCAAUGAACAAGCAACAUAUUGGAAAAAAGAAUGCAUGCAAUGUGUUUAUAAGGACAUAUAUUCUAAUAACAUAAAUGAAGAAAACAUUAGAUGCAUAAAACAAACUACAAAUUGUUGUCAUAACGUACUAAACGAUGUUUCAUUAGCUCAUAUGUGUAAGAGCAGUUGUAAAGAAACAGGUUUUCUCACGAAAUACAACAUGAACACAACUUUUUAUUCAUCGAAUUUAAUGAACAGCAAAGGAACAGAAAACAUUUUAGGAGAAAAGAACUUGGCGUAUUAUAUUUACAAUUUUUUAAAAAAAAAAAAGGCAAAAAUGGGAAAAUACUUCAAUAUUAACAAAUCAUUACAUCUUCCUGUUAUUAUACAUGACAAUGACAGGUUAAGAACUUUCAGCGGAAAAAACGCCCCUAAUUCAUUUGACUCGUUUUAUCCAUUUGAUCAUCUAUUAGAGGAGUACAGCAAAAAUAGUGAAGAUGAUUUACCUGUUCUAUAUUCUACUGAGAAUUGUAUACACUUAAAAAAAAUAUAUUUUUUAAUAUUUUCUUAUUAUGUCGUAAAGUAUUACAACAGGUAUUUUCACAUUAAAACCAUUCUACGCACCAUGGUGUACAACGUCUUACCAUUUAAUAUGAACGAAUUAAAUAUUAUAUUUCUUAUGUUACAUUUCUUAUAUGAAAAACAGGAAGUCGCAUUAUUUUGCUUUCUUCAAAAUGAUAUAUUAAAUACUAUAUCAAAAAUACGCCCAAAGUAUAAAGUUAUAAACUUUUUAGUAUUUUUAUUUUACCUUGUAAAAAUAAAGUAUGCAAAUACAAAGUUUAUUACGAAAAUGCUAAGCAACGUUUUAAGUAUAUAUAAAUUUUCCAUAAAAGUUUAUAUGGUCAUAAUCAAAAUUAUAAAGAGAAUUAUACAGCAUCACAAUAUUUUUGUUAAUUAUAAAUAUAUGAUAGAAAUUUUAAAAUCUAUUAAGGAGAACAACAAUCAAUAUUUACAUAAUGUUAGUAUGUACUAUAUUAACAUAAUUGAAAAUAAAAUUUCUUAUAUGGAAUUUGAUCAAUUUAACAUGCAAAGUAAUAAUUUUUGUUUAGAUUUACCUAAGGUAAUAGAACCCAUACGUAAUAAUUCUAAAAAUGGUGAAAACACAUUAUUGGGUAAAUUUUUGCCACAAUCAAAGCAUGCAGAAUUAAAAUAUACAGGUAAAUAUGUCAAGUCGAAUUUUAUAAAGUUAACAUUUUAUAAAUUAGACAGAAAAAAUUCUCUAUCCUUAGAUGAUAAUAGUUGUGCUAUUUUUUAUUCUCAAAGUGAUAAAAUGGAGGAGAAUGAAAAGAGAAAAAAUGAGUUUAUAUUACGUAAAUAUUAUAAUUAUAAUGAUUUUAAUUCUAAAUUAUUUUUCAGCAUAUACAACGAUAACACAUAUCAUGUGAAAAAAUAUUAUAAUUACAUUGUAAACAACGAUCAUAAUAUUUAUUUCCCAUUUAUUUUGAAAUACAAUCAUUGGACAAACAAAAAAAUUGUAAGUGAAGAGAAGAGAGAAAAUAUUGCAUGUGAAAAGAAGAGAAUAAACUUGACAAGUGAAGAGAGUAAGGUAAUCAUGACUAGCGGGGAAAAAAAAAUGAAAAAAAAAAAAUUAUUUUGUCUGAACAUUUUUUUUCUGCACAAGGCCGAUUUUGUUAACAUGCACAAUGUGUACAUUCCAUACAUAGAAUUGGGUGAUAAAAGAAGUUCUAAUAGUAAUAAUAGAAAUAACAAUGAUAAUUAUAACGUGCACAUGAAUCGUUGUAGUAAAAAAGUAAAUAGGACAAAUCAUAAAAGCGGACACAAUAAUGAGCAAAUAAAUAUGGAGUUAUUAUCAUUAUUACGAAGAGCAUUCAGAAGAAGGAAAGUAUUUACCUUAAAAAAAAAUAAAUUUUAUAUAUCUCCAUACAGUUAUAAACUCCACAAAGUAAAAAUAAAGAGAAUAGUAACCUGCUUAAUUAGACAUAUAAAAGAAAAUAAAGGCAAAAAACAAGCUUUUCGCGAACAUGGACAUGAAUUAAAUGAAGAAUGGAAUAAAUUCGAAAUUAACAAUAUAAACAACACUAGUGAAACUAGUAAGAUUAACGGAAUUAACAAGUCAAGCAAAAUUAACAAAACUUGUAAAGUUAACAAAAUGAGCAAAAUUAACAAAUUUAACAAAAAGGAACGUAUGAAUAUACAUGGAACACAUUUUUCCAAUUUCGUAGAGUUAAAAAAAGACAUAGUUAAGAAAGAAAUAUACAAAACAACUUACAAAUUAAAAAAUAGCCUUUUUAUAUUAAGAGAGAAAAAUAAUAUAAAAAAAAAUAAUCCUAGUGUUAACUUAUGUAAAAAUAAAAGAACAAAAUGUAUGAAUGAAUACAAGAUAUUACUUAAAAUAGGAGUGAACUUAUUGAUUACUACAAAAUUUUAUGCAUAUAUAGUUUAUUUAAAUAGGAAAAAUAAAACUUUUAAAAGGUUCUUAGGUAAAUAUAAUAUAAAUUUUAGUGAUUUCUUUUUACCAUUUAAAGCAUGUCCCCAAUACUGGAAAUUCAUUUUUGAGGAUGUAUGGAAUGGUAAAACAGGUAAAAUGUUCAAGUCUGCUAAAUAUCUAAAUAUUAUAUCAAGCAAGGUUUUGAAUAUAAUUCAUAAAAAAUUACAGCCCUUUUUAAUUAAUGAAAAUCCUAACAUAAAAAAUGUAUACAUAUACAAUUCACCUAAAUUUAAUAUGCACAUAGAAAAGAAUUACUGUUUAAAUGACAAAUAUUAUGCUUAUGAUAUAAACAAAUACUGCAGAAUUAAUAGCCACAUAAUCGAUGAAUUCUAUAUUGACAAUUAUUCCCUCUGUUCAUCUGACACUGAUGUAGAGAAUAAUUCAAAUAUAAAUAAAAAUAAAAACAAAAAGUGCACUACGAAUACUACUGUAACUACUACUACCACUACUAGCAGUAACAGUAAUAAAGUUGCAAUAAAAAAAAAAGAGAAAAGAAAAUAUAUUCAUACAUACUAUAAGCCGAAACGUUUGAAUGACAUGUUCUAUAUUAGUUUAACUAGUUCCAAUAAUAAUGAUGAUGUAAUUACAAAUUCAAAAGGAAAGCAGAAUAUUGCAGAAAAAAAAGAAAAAAAAAGAGAAAAUAAUAAAAACGAAUCUGAGACUACAAUAUAUUAUAAUGAACAGUCUUCAUUUGUUAAGCAAUAUAUGAAAUACAAAUUUUCUCUUAAUGUAUAUAAUGAAAUCAUAGGAAUGAAAUUGAAAAGGAACAAAAACAUUAGAUUAACAAGUAGUAAUAGUGCGAAAUACAAAUUAAAUAAAAAAAUACUUACAAAAAAUAUUUAUUCCAAGUGUAAAAAAAAUUAUUACUUAAUGAGCAAGGGGGGAAAAAAAAGUCAAAAAAGCAGCAAUAUUAGUAUAAACUAUGAUGUUAUCAACAAAUUUGUAGGAAUAUUUCUGCCUCCAAAACAUCAUUUACUAAUGGUUUUUCAUAUAUAUGAAAAAUCAACAAUGGUUCAAAUACGCACGGAUAACCUGAACGUUCUCAAUUACUUGAAUUCCUUUUUUGAUGAAUGUAACUUUUAUGCGCGUUUAUGCACACAAAUAUAG